AUGAUCAAAAUCACGCUCUUGCUACAAAGUAUCGAAGACGAGUACAAUGGCCUAAAGUCAGUGGUGGAACUCUAUAAGGAGACCGCUGGGUCAAAUCAACCUCCCUCAGAGGAGCAAACACUUCGCGUCUACUGCGAACAAAGAAGGCGUGAGCUGCAAAUUGCGCUUGACAACGUUGAGAAAAAGCUUACCGCGCUGAAGGAAGUCUAUCAAUCUAUCACGCAGACCUACAAAGAAGCAACUAAGCCUGAGAAAAAGGAAAUGCUCUCAGAGAUGGAAGAGUUGAAGCAAAAAGCAAACUUUCGCGUUCUCAAGCAAGACGGAGAAUGCAUGGUAAUGGCGCUGAAAGCCAGACUGCAUGAAAUAAGCACACAAGUCGCUAUUAUAGAUCUGAAAAACCUGCACUCACAAGAUCCCAACCAAAGCGAAAGAGGCUUGCAGCCUUGUGAAGAUGAUGAAUAUGGAGACUUUGAUCCAUGCAACCUACUAUCAAACGCUGAUCAAAAACGUGCAGCACAGAAUCCAACAACCUAUCACACUAGCGCAGAGCAACAUCUUGAGCUGUCGCCAGCACUCAGAGUGAAGUAUCCACAACUCAAGCUACCCCAUUUCGAUGGUCAAAACGAAUCUUGGGAGGAGUUCUGGGAUACGUUCUCCCUGAUAAUUGAUCAGAAUUCGCAGCUGAAUGACCUCGAGAAAAUACUCUACCUAAAAGACUCAAUCAGAGGAAAGGCUCAGCAGGCAAUAAGGAGUAUACCUAUGCGUAGCUCCAACUACAGACUUAUUGUCGAUGUACUGCAGAAAAAGUACGGUAACAAGGGAAACAACCGGUCGAAGAUAGUGCAAAGGCUCAUGAACAUACCUAAAGCAACUUCAAGAGCAGCUAGCUGCGUAGCAACCCUGGAUCAGGUGAAAGACCUUGUUUUCCAAAUGAUAGCCACUGGCUAUGACAUUCGGAAAAAGCAUGACCCUCUAUGGAUUGACACAAUUCUAGCAAAAUUUCCGUAUGGAAUCAUCAAAGACUGUAUGAAGACAAUCACAAGUGGAUCAAGACUAACCGUGGGCACUUUGUUGGAAGAACUUCAAGAUAAUGUCUCCUCUAGAGCCUUAUUCGAAAAUCGAUACUCUUCGCUCACGUCGUCACAUCGACGUGUGGACACCUCAGAGCAGCUUACGCGCACAAAUGUGAGCAGAAUUGUAAAUUGCAUAUUUUGUCAGCGAACAAACCACCAAAGCGAGAACUGCCGCGCAGUAAGAUCACCACUUGAUCGCAGGCAAGCGCUGAGAGGACAACAGGUGUGUUGGAAGUGCUUCUCAAAAGAACACAGAAGUCGAGAUUGCACGCGACAAAACUGUUCCAAGUGUAAUCGGGAUCAUCAUACUACGCUCUGCACCAUGGACACCGACAGGCGAACGCCCGUAACACCUGAGAAACUGUCCAGGUCGAAGGAACAGCUGAGUGAUCACGCAAACAGCCAAGAAAAAGAGAAACGGCAUAAAAACAAUUACCGUAAUCAAUCCAGCAGCAUGGUUGCGAGCGAAGGACAGCCAGCUGCAGAGCAAAGAAACGAGUCACAGUCCCUGAUAAGUUCUUCCAAUCCAGCCAAAGAAGAUAGCCAUCAGAAACAGGUGGUCCUCAUGACGGUAGAGGCACAAGUGAAAAACAAUGAGACGGGCGCCUACGAAAACGUUCUUCUCUUUCUAGAUUCGGGGGCUCAAUGCAAUUUGAUAGAAGCGACCCUGGCCGACAAAUUUGCACUCGUGCACAGCGAACCAUAUCAAUGCACGAUGUAUGGUAUCGGAGGUAUCGAGGAAACGUAUACAGCACAAAAGGUGACCGCAGAGUUUAGAACAAGAUUUGGUGAGAGUGUAUCUCUAAGCCGCUCUUACAUGUUCCGAUAUGCAGUUUCUCAAGAGAAACAAUAUAUUCCUCUCCAACACGGCAACAAACGGAGAACUGGUCAAACCCCAUAUUUUGAUAGGGGUCGAGGCAUACGAGAACAUUGUAAUGCUAGACUCACCUCCGACAAAGCUGCCAUCCGGUCUUUUGGCUCAGAACACAGUGUUCGGGCCUGCCUUGUUCGGAAAAUCCGACACAGUCGGCAAGAGCUCCGACAAAUGUACGAGUUGGAGGGUAUGGGGAUUUCCACAGAUGAGUACAGAAAAGAUGACACAGCGUACGACUACCUGAAUAGCUACGCAAAGCGAAUCAUGAUCGAAGACGGAAGAAUUGUCGCGCCCCUUCCAUUGAAGGAUAACGUUGUCGAGUUGGACAGCAACUUCAAAGUCGCAGUCUCAAGACUGCGUUCUCUCUUCAAGUUUCAUGUCAGUCAUCCAGAACAAAGGACAUGGUACAUAAAAAUUCUUGACGAAUACAAGAGCAACGACGUAAUCGAGGAAGUCCCAUCCCCAGAGCAAAGCCCUCUUGACAACAUCACAUACUACAUGCCGCACACAGGACAUUUCUCACGCGAUCUGGCACUUGCCAAGGAAAUUCUAGACAACAUUUACGUUGACAACGUUUUCCUCAAUGCUAGCACAAUACAGGAAGCUCUAGCCAAGAUUGAGAGCUCCAGAGCAUUGUUCGCCAACAUUGGCAUGAAUCUAAGAGAGUUCAGUAGCAACUCGGCAGAAGUGAGUGCCGGCAUACCUCAACAAGCCAGGUGUAUGGCAAAGCACAACAAACUGUUAGGUGUAAAAUACGACACCAUCACUGACAGCUUAUCCCUUACAAUUCCAUUUUUGCCCAAAAGGCACAUGACAAAGCGAGAGCUUGUAAGUGAGGUACAUAAAUUGUACGACCCCCUUGACCUUGUCGCACCGUUAUCGCUCAGAGCAAGAAUGCUAAUGAGAGACGCUGUGAUGCUGAAAGCAGGCUGGAACAAGCCACUCGAUCCUGAAUUUUUGCACGAAUGGAACGAAUUGUGCUUGGACAUCUCAGGUACCGUCGUCACGAUCCCACGCAGUAUUGGUAGCAACAGCAAAAACACUGGGAAUGCUACACUCUGGGUUUUCGGAGACGCAAGUCAGGUGGCCAUAUCAUGCUGCAGUUACGUAUCCCAUCCGCCGGAAAAUGACACGAAAGGCUUGUUGUGCGCCAAAACAAGGCUCGCUCCACAGCAGAGGCAACUCCCUAUUCCAAGACUGGAACUUUUAGCUAUCUUGAUAUCUGUACGCCUAGCAAAGACCAUAGUCACAAAAUACCGUCAUCGUUUAAAAGCCGUCCACAUAGUAAGCGACAGCAAAAUCGCUCUCGCAUGGAGGCAGUCUUCACGCAAGCUUCCUCUAUUUGUAGAAAAUCAGGUUGACAGAAUUCGAAAAAUCGAACAGUCCAUCCGAGACCUCGCAAUAUCGGUGGAGUACUUCCACACAGACUCAGAGCAAAAUCUCGCUGACUUGGCAACACGACCAACUUCGAAAGAGCAAUUUGAAAACAGCUCCUGGCUUACAGGUCCGCCGUGGUUUUCACUGCCGAGAACAAAGUGGCCAGUCGAGCCAAUGAGUGAUGAGUCAUGGCUAGCGGAAGAAGAAAAUCGAGGGCUAAUGAGAGACUCAGAGACCUGCGCACCUGCACUCAAAGCGCACGUGGCGAAGUCCGACGGCAUCAUGGACUUGAGGCGCUUCAGACAUUAUUCAGACGCGUUAAAAACACUCACGCGUGCUAUAAAGGCGCUUUCUCGCUGGUUUUUUUUUUGGUGA
Necator americanus (New World hookworm) is the source of this 3699-nucleotide messenger RNA. RefSeq lists its product as uncharacterized. NCBI's taxonomy places the organism in Eukaryota, Metazoa, Nematoda, Chromadorea, Rhabditida, Ancylostomatidae. The record is from RefSeq and is a predicted model, not a curated record. Bases 1 to 3699 code for a protein of 1232 amino acids. Gene Ontology annotation, molecular function: zinc ion binding; nucleic acid binding. The transcript has 3 exons.